UCACACACGCGCGCUCAGAAAGCCUGAGCCCAAGGUGUGCGGGGGACUCCAGGGCACAGGUUCGCAGCGGGGACAGGGGCAGGAGCGGGAGCGGGAGCCAAGGCAGGGGCAGGAGGGAGCCCGAGCCAAGGCAGCGGCAGCUACCGCAGCAGCACCAGCAGCCGGAGCCGGGAGGGAGAGGCGCAGGCGAGGCUCCCCGGGAUGGAGGGUUAAGUCCCGGAGCCGGAGCAGAGUGGAUCUGCACGGGGGGGCCCCGGCAGGCAGGCAGGCAGAGCGAGCCCCGCUCCCUGUCCCAUCCCAUUUCGCGGCCACACACCCCGCCUGACCUCCCCCCCGCCCCCCACCCGGGGGACUCGCCCGCGCUCGCUCGCCCGCUCUCCCUGGCGCUGCGAGGGAGCCCGUGAAUGUCAUUGAGGGCGGAGGGGAGAGUCAGCCGGUGAGCAGCCGCGGAGGCAGCGCUGCCCUAGGAGGGGCAGGAGAAGGAGGACCAGGACCAGGACCCGAGGGGGUGCCGAACUGCCCGCCCGGCCCUGCGCGACAAAGGAGCCCCCUACACACACAUCCCCAGCGGCGCGCCACCCCCUUCGCCAAUGUCCUCGGCCAUCGAGAGGAAGAGCCUGGACCCGUCCGAGAGAUUGGGUCAUCGAUGUCAACGUCCCCAUGUUGCAGAUAGACAAAAGCCUGUCGGAGCUUGCUUGAGCUGGGAAGUUUCUGGAAGGCAGCAGCAGUUUUUCUAUUUCAUUCUAUUUUCACCCUUCUUGGUGGUUGGACUGCUCAAGAGGGAACCAGUGGACGAGGUGCUGCAGAUUCCGCCAUCACUGCUGACAUGUGGUGGCUGCCAGCAAAACAUAGGGGACCGAUACUUCUUGAAGGCCAUCGAUCAGUACUGGCAUGAGGACUGCCUUAGCUGCGACCUUUGCGGGUGCCGCCUGGGGGAAGUGGGGCGUCGCUUGUACUACAAGCUGGGACGAAAGCUCUGCAGGAGAGACUAUCUCAGGCUUUUUGGCCAAGAUGGCCUCUGUGCUUCCUGCGACAAGCGGAUCCGGGCGUACGAGAUGACCAUGCGGGUGAAGGAGAAAGUAUACCACCUGGAAUGUUUCAAAUGUGCAGCCUGUCAGAAGCACUUUUGUGUUGGCGACAGGUACCUCCUCAUCAACUCAGACAUAGUGUGCGAACAGGACAUCUAUGAAUGGACUAAGAUCAAUGGGAUGAUCUAGGCAAGAAGCCAGAGUCUCUGGUCGGUGUUUCGCUGAUGACACAAACCUAUAGUCUCGAUAGGGAGGGGAUGGGGGGGGACCGCUGAGCUAUGCACUCUGGGUAAUAGGGGUGGGGUGGGGUAAUUUCUUUAGGGAUGAAACCAUGGUUCCUUAUCAGGCAGCCCAGCAUAGCAUCAAAGUGAGCUGCACGGGAGCAAGGAGAGCAGAUUGAAACGUGAAGAACAUGCUGACUCUUAGAAAGAAUUGCUAGCGGAAGGCUAUCGGUAAUAACUGACAUUAUUAGCUGAGGUGUGGGGUGGAUGGGUGGGUGGGGGGCAAAUAAUGAGAAGCUAAUGGGAUCUCAUACCUGCAGAUAGUGAGUUAUCCGUAUAAAAAGUCGUUCUGACUUUGACACUCGAAAAGGAGAAAUGUGCAAUUGGUUGGUUUUGUUUCUUCCCUGGGGCUUUUCCAAUAACCCUAUUUAGAUUCCUGUUCUUCACCCAAGGGGGAGGACCAGGGAAGAGAGAGAGAGGGUGUCCAUCCCUGUCUCUUGGCCAUAUUCCCAAGGCCUUCAGCUUUGGACGUACAGGAAACACGUUUGCAUGGGGACAUGUUUCAGUUGGGGAUUGUUCAUUGCAACUUUUAACUACGACACUUCCCUAAAGAUAGAUAAGAUGCUGGCUAACCACUGUUUUUAGACACCUCUGUUCAAGGUGAAGGAUUUCACUGAUUGUUUCUAUACAAAUGUAAAUCUAAGCAGAGUUGUUCAACUAUUUUAUUAUCUUAGAUUAUAUCAAUAAAAUAUUUGUUGUGUGUAGUAAAAUCCUGCAGAUUUAAUAAAAAUGACUGACCGAGA
Dromiciops gliroides (monito del monte) is the source of this 2052-nucleotide messenger RNA. It is a transcript of the gene LMO2, whose product is annotated as LIM domain only 2. Gene Ontology annotation, cellular component: nucleus. The coding region runs from base 591 to 1217 and encodes 208 amino acids. The transcript has 5 exons. Gene Ontology annotation, biological process: positive regulation of transcription by RNA polymerase II. The record is from RefSeq and is a predicted model, not a curated record. Lineage: Eukaryota; Metazoa; Chordata; Mammalia; Microbiotheria; Microbiotheriidae. Gene Ontology annotation, molecular function: DNA-binding transcription factor binding; transcription coactivator activity.